AUGGCUAGACAGUGUAUGGGGCCCUCUUUCGAUGACGCCUUCGCGGUGCCUAAGGAGCUAUCGAAGACACAGAUCAAGGCGGUCGUCGUCGCAUUUGUGGAAGUUACGAAGAGAGCGUUGAAAGCUGGCAUUGACGUCAUUGAAAUUCACAACAUACACGGCUAUCUGCUGUUCUCUUUCUUGAGUCCCAUCAGCAACACGCGCACAGACGAAUACGGUGGAAGCUUUGAGAACCGCAUUCGUUUAAUUCUCGAGGUCAUGAAUGCCAUCUAUGAUUCCAUGCCUCAAGAUAUGCCACUCUUUUUUGAGGCAUUAUUUUCGAGGUUUCUGCAACUGAAUAGCUCAAACAAGCGCUUCCAACAAACCAUCAUGGCGUGUCGAAGAUACCGAACUUACUGGUAUUCUGAGCAAGAUGGAGUUGACUUUCUCGAUGUCUCCAGCGGUGCUAGUCACCCAAAAGCCAUCAUCAAAGCCAGCCCAGCUUACCAGGCACCGUUCACACAGCAGUCAAACAAGCUGUUGGGGACAACCUUGUUGUUGGGGCUGUCGGCUCAAUCACCGAUGGCAAGGCCGCCCAACAGAUCCUUGACAAAGGUCAAGCCGAUGUCGUUCUGGUUGGACGACUAUUCCAAAAGAACCCGGGGACUGUUGGGGUGAAAGUAUAUAUUCCCCACGAGAUAAGCUAACUAAUGAUCGAUCGAUCUCCGAUGCUAUGGGCAGAUUUGCGUUAGACUUUGGUGUCGCUAUCAAACCAGGGAAUUAGAUCAGGCUACGGAUGUGUAGAUAGGCUUCAGAAGAAAUUUGACUGAUUGACUCGGAGUUCUGAUAAAUAUAGAUGGCGGACAAGAAUGUCGCAUAUAUCCGCUCGCAUACGAAGACCUUUAGUCAUAGAUAUAU
Messenger RNA from Suillus subalutaceus, 897 nucleotides. RefSeq lists its product as uncharacterized. NCBI's taxonomy places the organism in Eukaryota, Fungi, Basidiomycota, Agaricomycetes, Boletales, Suillaceae. Bases 1 to 657 code for a protein of 218 amino acids. The record is from RefSeq and is a predicted model, not a curated record. Gene Ontology annotation, cellular component: intracellular anatomical structure. Gene Ontology annotation, molecular function: FMN binding; NADP binding; NADPH dehydrogenase activity. The transcript has 2 exons.